Messenger RNA from Colletotrichum fioriniae, 2145 nucleotides. RefSeq lists its product as uncharacterized. Lineage: Eukaryota; Fungi; Ascomycota; Sordariomycetes; Glomerellales; Glomerellaceae. The record is from RefSeq and is a predicted model, not a curated record.
AUGCCGAUGCUCACUUCUAUCCGCAGCCGCUCAGGUUCUCCUCCGGCCAUGUCCAGCCCUGAGCUUAACAGCCGUCCUUCAUUCUCCAUACAAUCACUUGAGAUUGACAGCAUUCAGUUUCCGCGCUCUUGGGAAGCGGCAUGGAAUGCAUCAGGCCAGAGCAACUUUGAGCGCGCGCAAGCGUUUCUGUUCUUCUACCGCGGAGAUGAUGCCUCCAUCAACAGCGAGCUCCGGUCCAUCGCAGCAAAUCCUAAGCACCAAGAUGUUGCCUCUCUUGCGUCUUCAGUCCAAAAGCAUGUCUUUGGCAGCCGUCAUUCGACCUUCAACACGACCUCGCUUUUGCAAUGGAUGCGCUUUGUGCUCAUCAAGAGCCAAGUUCUUACCUCCACCAAGACGAACGGAGUUCGCGAUUUCUUCUUUGAUCCAUCGGUGGCUCGUAACCUACCUCAACUCCCUCAAGACCCGGUUGUCUAUCAAUAUCCAGCAGCUCCUCUCAAAGUCAUGAUAAUCGGCGGAGGUCCUACAGGCCUAGCUUCAGCGAUUGCUCUCGCCGAGAAGGCCGGACCCAGGAUUGAGGUUCAUCUCUACGAAGGCAGAUGGAUUCAGCAGCCGGGUAGCUCUUUCGUCAGCUACCCACCAGGGGCUCGUCGUCGCGACCAGGUAGUCACGCUCCAAGACACCGUGACAGACUUGAUGAGCGAUAGAACGAAACAGGCUGUCUUUGGUGGAAAUCCCGAACGUGUUUGGCCUGGUUCCAGCAAUCUUCAGAUACGCAAGCUCGAAGACGGUCUCUUACGACGGGCUCAAGAUAGCCAGUUCCGCGACCUCAUCUUCCUACACGCGUCGCAGGUCAGACAGGACAAUAUUUCCGAGUACGGCGACUUUCACCUGAUGCUUGGUGCUGACGGCGCCGGCUCAUGGCUCCGCAGUGCUUAUUUUCCUGGACAGGAACAAGAAGUUGGAAAGAGCUAUGCCUUAGGGGUUGCUUUUGAUCGGCCUCAUGGCCUUCCGUUCUCGCAGCCCAUCAACAUCUUCCUCACCAUGGGCCAAACUCGUUACCUUCUCAAUGCCAGCGACUUCGAUGGUACAGGAUAUCUCAACAUGCAGUUGACCGAGACUGAAUGGCACCAGAUGGUCUCAGUCGAUGGCCAUCCCUGCACAUUCGGUCGACCAAGCUGCUUGAAGAUCAACGACUGCCUGCCCGAUGGGUUCGAGGAGAACCAGGUCUUUGCGCCAUCUCAGCAACCUGAGAGCCCGCUAUGGAAGGCGAUUCUCGAUGGUCUGGAGCUUUACGGUUUCAAGCAGUGCGAGGUGAAAAACAUCGUUCGCAUCCCCAUUGUGGUACGCAGGAUCAACAAAGCCGUCGAGCAGGUUCCUCAGUGCGACUCUACAGCCCUGCGUAGACCCCAUGGUCUUGUUGCCUUGGCAGGAGAUGCUGCAAUGACAGUGCACUUCUGGCCUGGGAGAGGUGCGAACUCUGGCAUGAAGGCAGGCAUUGCAUGGGCCGAUGAAGUUGCUCGCGCUCUCUUCCAUGGCCAAUUUGUCGGCCUUCAGACUUCUUCGCUGGGGAUGUACCACGACUUUCUGCAAAAGCUCCAAGAGCGCGAGCACGGCGGUCGCAGCUUGCCCAUAGUCAAGCAAACAGGCGACCCUGACAUGAUGGCCUGGCUGAUGCGCAACGCUCGACUUAUCCCGCAGCACGUGGCGAUGGAGUGGCUCGUCGGUCAGAUGCGUCGCGACGGUGUCCGCAUCCAGAGGCGUGCCGACUGGGCUUUUGAGCAGGUCAACAACCUCGAACCGCGACUUCGUGAGAUCCUCGAGAAGAUGGAUGCCGUUACCAUUCAGGAGAUGGCCGCCACGUUUCCCUGGCCCACACGGGAGAUGGCUGGGGCUGAAGUGCUUCCCGAGAGGUCUGUGGUCGACGCGUGCUUGAACGGUCAUAAGCCGACAGAGGUUUCGAAGGUUGAAAAGCAAGCAAAAUCGAAAAAGCAAGAUAAGAAGAAGAAGAGUGCAGAAACCUCCGUUUCCGCCUCUGAUAUUUCACCGGCAUUCCUGGCUAGCCUGGCGACUCAUAACAAGCCAGCUCAGCGGUCUUCUUGGCGUUCGUUCACCUUCAGCAGAACGCCUCAGGCUGUCCAGUCGUAG